AUCCGAACCAAAAUUCCCUCCCUUCCCUUCACCCUCCCUUUUUAUUUUUAUUUUUUUUCCCUCGUUUUCUGCUCACUUUCUCUCUCCCGCUUUUUCCAUUUCCUUCUUCCCAAACACCAGAUCUACCCUUAAUUCCCACCAAAAACCCCCCCCUUUUGCCCACAAUUCCGUUACCUUCCCUCCUUAUCUUUCCUUCAAACAAUCCCCCCCAGAAAACCCCCAAAAUCCUUUUAUUUUUCUUUGUUUUUAAUUUAAUUUUAAGUUUUUAUGUGAUGUCGGGUUCUCAAGCUUCGGAGCAGUUAAAGCAAUCCAUGCAGCAGCAACAGCAACAGCUGCAAAAUCAACAGCAACUAAAACGACAGCUACCUUUCUCUAUGAAGCCGCCGUUUAUGGCUCCUGGAGGCGACUAUCACCGCUUCCCUUCAACUGAGCCUCGCCGCAUCGCCGAUCAAGAUGCCGAAGCAAUCGUCGUUAAGUCUCCCUUAAAGAGGAAGAGUGAUAUAGCAGAUCGGGAAGUUGAGUCUAGUGAGUGGACAAUGCCUCCUGGAUACACUGAAGUGGUUAGCAGUCCCCUCCAGACUCCUGUAUCAGGAAAAGGGGGGAAGGCUAAAACAUCAAGGCUAACAAAAAGCAGUAAAGCUGGUCCUCAAACUCCUGCUUCAAAUCUUGGUUCUCCUGGCAACAAUCUCACUCCCUCAGGUCCUUGUCGUUAUGACAGCUCCUUAGGGCUUUUGACAAAGAAGUUCAUCAAUUUGAUUAAACAAGCUGAAGAUGGUAUUCUUGAUUUAAAUAAGGCUGCUGAUACCUUGGAGGUGCAAAAGAGGAGGAUAUAUGACAUAACCAAUGUUCUUGAAGGAAUUGGUCUGAUUGAAAAGAAACUCAAGAACAGAAUUCAGUGGAAGGGGCUUGAUGUCUCAAGACCAGGGGAAGUUGAUGAGAAUGUUGCUACUUUGCAGGCAGAAGUUGAGAACCUUUCUAUUGAGGAACGCAGAUUAGAUGAACAAAUAAGAGAAAUGCAAGAACGAUUGAGGGACCUCAGUGAAGAUGAAAAUAAUCAAAAGUGGCUUUUUGUCACUGAGGAAGAUAUCAAGAACUUACCCUGCUUCCAGAAUGAAACACUGAUAGCUAUUAAAGCUCCACAUGGAACCACACUUGAAGUCCCAGAUCCUGAUGAGCAGGCUGUUGACUAUCCCCAGAGGAGAUACAGGAUUGUCCUCAGGAGCUCAAUGGGUCCUAUAGAUGUUUACCUUGUCAGUCAAUUUGAGGAGAAAUUUGAAGAGAUACAAGGGGUAGAUCCACCUCCGAACUUUCCAUCAACUUCAGGCUUGAAUGAGAAUCCAGGAACAACAAUGGUAACGGAGGAGAGCAGAGGGAAGGAGAUUGAACCACAGGGCCAAGAUACUAAUAGAAUGUGCUCAGAUCUUAAUGCGUCACAGGACUUUGUGAGUGGGAUCAUGAAGAUCGUUCCCUCAGAUGUUGAUAGUGAUGCUGAUUAUUGGCUUUUAUCAGAUCCUAGCAUUAGCAUCACUGACAUGUGGCGGACUGAACCUGAGGUUGGAUGGAAUGAGUUUGGUACACUUCAUGAUGAGGAUUAUGGCAUGGGUGCUGUUAGCACACCACGUCCACAAACGCCUCCAUCAAAUGCAAAUGAAGUGCCAUCUGCUAAUUAAACUGGGAGGUGAAGGGCAUAUUUGUGUUUGCGGAAGUGAUGAGCCCUUUGCUUGUAUUUUAGUGAGAGCAUUCCUGAUGCUGUGGAGAUUGGUGUGAAUGGUUCGCAAAAGUUGGCUACUUGAUGUUCCUCAAAGGUUGAGGAACUAAAGAAUAGGAAGUAGGUAGAACAAUCACUGUACAGCUAAGUAAUACAAAUGAUCCACGUGAUCUUGUAGUAAAUAAGGUCAUAUUUUAUCUGAGUUAGUCCCUGUAUAUUAUUCCUCUUCUUUUACCUUUUUAUUGCAUUAACCAGAACUUGUUAUUAGAUUGACUGGCAUAGGGUCGUACAGACAUGUGGCAAACAAAUGAUCUGAUGUACCUUGUUUUUACUAUAUUGAGCAAAUUUUGAUGAAAUAAAUAUGUUACGAGAUGUUUAGUGCAUGGCAAGGCAGUUUUUGAGAAGUUUUUCCCUCUCAAUAUUACCAGAAAUAUACAAAGGCCGAGGCUGGCUGGCUGCCUGCAAUGCACUUGUAUCGCAGAAAGAGGUGUUGCCUUGUCGCCCAUGAGAGAUUGAUUAAAUUUGGUAGGGGCAUUUGAACUAGGAUACUCGGACCUUUUACCAAGAUUGAUUAAAUAUGCCUUUACUCUUUACUAAGCUGCAGAAUUGUGAGGAGGUUUGGGUUUAUUUUGGUUCUAAAAUCAGUGCUGCACACACUGGGGAUGUACUAGGUACGAAGCAGGAGAAAGUUGAUUGGCAUUGGAUCAUUUGGUUCGAGUGUCAUAUACAAAGGCAUGCUACUGUGGCCAUUCUUGACAGGUUGCCUACUCAGAAAAGAUUAUGCUCUUGGGGCCUUGUUUCUGCAAAUACCAUCUGUUUGUUUUGUGAUCAGGUGAUUUGAGUCUGGGGACCAUUUGUUCUUGCUUGGAGUGCAUGUAUCCAUGUCUUGUGGAGAGAAAGACACAGGAGACUUCAUGGAGGUCAAGCCAAUACCAUAACUGCAAAAUUUGAUUGUAUUGCAGAUUCUAUUAGGAUUCGACUCAGUAUUUGAGGGGAUUCAAUAAUAAAGAUCCUUUUGUAGCUUGGGGAUUAGAUGACAGAAUGUUUGCCUAAACUUUUGUAUUUUACUUUGUGACUUUGUAGCAGGUUUACAUGCUUUCUUUGGAUAAACACAAAUUCGAUUAUCCCAAAAAAGAAAAGUAAUUCUAGAAAAAAAAAAAGAAAAGAAAAGAAGGAUUCAGUUCCUCUAUCAUUAUCAGGAAUUGCAGAAAAUAAUUUUGAUAUGAAAUGUUCCCGGAGGCAGAAGUUGUAUUCAGGCUUAUUGUUUUACAUGAUUACAAUCUUAUGUGUGUUUUCAACAAAUCAACAGUAGUCUUGCAAUUAACUCGACUGCAAGCACUUGAAAUCAACCAACAUCAUUUUGGCGCUACAAGAAAAACUCUACUCUCCAUGGGAAACACCACAGAGAAAAAAAAAAAAAAA
This is a messenger RNA of Theobroma cacao (cacao), 3130 nucleotides long. RefSeq names its product E2F transcription factor 1 (gene E2F1). The record is from RefSeq and is a predicted model, not a curated record. Gene Ontology annotation, molecular function: RNA polymerase II cis-regulatory region sequence-specific DNA binding; protein dimerization activity; DNA-binding transcription factor activity, RNA polymerase II-specific. Lineage: Eukaryota; Viridiplantae; Streptophyta; Magnoliopsida; Malvales; Malvaceae. Gene Ontology annotation, biological process: regulation of transcription by RNA polymerase II. Gene Ontology annotation, cellular component: RNA polymerase II transcription regulator complex.